Verruconis gallopava is the source of this 1522-nucleotide messenger RNA. RefSeq lists its product as uncharacterized. The record is from RefSeq and is a predicted model, not a curated record. The transcript has a single exon. NCBI's taxonomy places the organism in Eukaryota, Fungi, Ascomycota, Dothideomycetes, Venturiales, Sympoventuriaceae. Bases 163 to 1356 code for a protein of 397 amino acids.
ACGUCAGUCAGUACAUGCCAGACUUGAUACUUCACAUUUUACCGUUGGAUUCUCCAGCAUCUUACAAGCCAGAGCCUAUUAUACAAAGGUUUUUACCACAUCCCGUCGCCUGCACAGUGAUUACCUUGCAGCCGUUGCUUGUGGGUGCAUACCUCGCACAACAUGGUCCUUGAAGCUGCCUUCGACGACGCUUCGCCUUCUAGCGAUUUCGACACAUACAGCUCUGGUAGCGGAUCAUCUCAGGCAUCGAAUGCCGUGCAGAUUGACUUGUCCAAGGCCUCGCGGCCGUUCCCGAUUCUGGGGCCGCUGACGGGCUUCGGUAAUCGGCAACUGCUCAAGAUGACCGCGGACAUCGUCCGUAGUGCACCGCGUAUAAUACAGCGACCUCUCACUCAGGAGGAGGUGGAUGCAGUAGUCGCCUCGGUAUCGAAGUAUCAACAGGUACAUUCAUGGAUCUACUGCAAUGGCUUGAUACUGGGCGGUCUCCGAGCACAGUCGACGAGAGCAGCUAUGGAAUUUCCUAUGAAAAAGGCUUUCAAGAGCAUGUCUAUCGACUUCAACAGCUUCGGGCCGCUGAAGGGUCCGCUCUCAAGUGCUGCAUGGAACGCGGUCAGAACCACGCUGUGGUUGGCGUGGUAUGGCUUGCCUGCGUAUGUUAUCGGCGGAGUUGCUGGACAGGUUAUGAUGGCACAGAAGCAGAUGUCGGACGAAAGAUUGAAGCAAUUCCACCGCGACAUGCAGAGUGAUAUUGCGAAGAGAAGACUGGGCGAAGUAGUGCAUAGACGUCAGCAAGGACUGCCUACGGAUCCCGUUCAACAGUCGGAUGGACAAGUGCACGACGUAGAAGACAUGAGCCCACAAUUUGGAUCUGACGCCACAUUGAACAGUAGCUACGAUACCGUGCGACGGCCUUCGAACGAUUAUGUGCAGCCAAGUUCUACGAAUAUGUCAUCGGAGCCUGUGAUUGGAAGACCACAGAUCGAUCAAGGCAGAUACCAGGACCAACGCCAAGGUGAGCUGCCUCCGCUCGGAACACCAGAGCAACAGAGAGCGCAAAUUAGCACCGCGGGCUCAGCUUGGGACAGAGUUAGGAGGCAAGCCGGACAGACAGAGUCCGCAUGGGAACGUGUAAGGCGACAAGCAAGUGGAUCAGGCGAGCCAUCCUCUGUGCCAUCUAGCCAAUGGCCGCCGCCACGCAACAGUGUGCCUCUGACCGACAGCUUCACGUUUGACGAGCGGGAAGAAGAUCGGCAACUUGCAAAAUCAGAAGCACAGCAAGAAUUCGACGCCAGAGUCGAGCGUGAGCGUCAGGGUAAGGAUUUCGACGACGUACGGUCAAGUGGAAGGCGAUGGUGACUUGAGCGCUAUGAAGUCAGAACACGUUGUACAUAGACUGUAGCAUUAUCAUAUUCGACACUCGGCACGCAGAAAUUCAGCUGGAUAUAUCAAAUCAUGAGGUUUCUGCGAGUUGAGUUACUCGGUGUCGUCGUUCUUGCAACAAUUCGAACGUGCCGCUUUCCCC